CUCCCCUUCGGUCCCGACGCGCGAAGACGUCGCCGUCGCUCGCGCGCUCUCCGUGCCGCUCGAGGCUGGCCCCGAAGUCGUGCCUGUGCCCGCCGCUGCUCAGCGACGUCAUUCUGGCUGAUCUGCCGGCGUGGGGACGCGAGUUCCAAGUAGAUUGCAGCUUUAUAGUGAGGGUUAUGUACCCUAUUGGUAGCGUCGAUAAGGUCCUUCUGUAGAUUUUCCUUUGGUUCGUCUUGAAGUCCUUAGCGAGCGUGAUUUAGCACAUGCGCUAAAAGCCUAACCGAAGGGUCGCGAAGUUAGUGGUUGUCAUCUUUUUAUUUAUUCCCUUUGCGUGAGCAAAUGGCGGUCAUGUAUAAACUGUUACCGCUGGCGAGCGUGUUCUGUUUGGGGAGAGCGGGGGUAUUUAUGCCAACUGUCAGCAACAACGUCUCACUUCUGAUGCCAGACGGCUCCCUGGUGCCCCUCUGGCCUGGUCAUCCUCCAGGCCCCCCCGUGGCGCAACGGUGGCCGCACUCGCCUUCCGCCGCGACGCCCCAUCGGCCUGUCUCGGUCCUCUCGUAUCCCUUCCUCGAUGGGUUCAAGGUUCGCGUCACCACCAAGGUCAGGGACGGGGACGACGACGACGACAGUCAUGAGGACGAGGAUUCGCGGGAGGCGGUGGCAGCGGCACCCGUAGGCGGCAAAAAGCCAGAGGUCACUCCUUUAUCCUCAUCCUCCAGCAAGCCCUGCUGCCAGGGGACUUCCGCCUCGGGGAGCUCGGCCCCCGGGGACAACCUCAACUCCCUGGACUUCUUCCCGGUUCAGAGGCUUCCGCGGCCGCCGCUGGUCGUGUGGCCCGAGUCCACCAGCCAGUUCAGACCUCUCAACGUGUCCGCCAAAGAGACGGGGAUACCCAACUCUCUCAACUACAAAAUUUAUUUCCAGAAUGAAGAUGGCCCCAUUUCGCCUUUCCACGACAUCCCGCUCUUCGCCAACGAGGGCAACAAGAUCUUCAACAUGGUGGUCGAGGUGCCGCGCUGGACCAACGCCAAGAUGGAGAUCUCCACCAAGGAAUACCUGAACCCCAUCAAGCAAGACGUCAAGAAGGGGAAACUCCGCUACGUCGCCAACUGCUUCCCGCACCACGGAUACAUCUGGAACUACGGCGCGCUGCCCCAGACAUGGGAGGACCCCAACCACGUUGACGAGGCUACUAGUUGUAAAGGUGAUAAUGACCCAAUUGAUGUGUGCGAGAUUGGAUACCGUGGCAAGAGAGGAGACGUCAUUCAAGUCAAGGUUUUAGGCACACUGGCUUUAAUUGACGAGGGAGAGACGGACUGGAAGCUCAUUGCUAUUGAUGUGAAUGACCCGCUGGCUCCCCAACUCAGUGACAUUUCUGAUGUCGAGAAGCACAUGCCAGGCUUCCUGAAGGCUACUGUGGAAUGGUUCAGGAUCUACAAAAUUCCUGAUGGGAAGCCAGAGAAUCAGUUUGCAUUCAAUGGAGAGGCUAAGGAUAGGGAAUUUGCCCACAAGAUUAUCCUCGAGACCCAUGAAGCCUGGAAGAACCUAAUAGAAGGCCAGUCAGAUGCUGGUGGCCUUGACAUUGGGUCUGUUAUGGUUCCCCAUGCUGCAAAGAAGCUUCCAGUGAGUGAAGCCCAAUCUACCAUUGAUAGUGCUCCAGAGGUUGGCCAGCCACAACCUGUGGAUCCUAAAAUUGAUACCUGGCACUAUGUUAGCCUGAAGUGACUUCCUUGGCCAUCGCGACUGUGAUAGUCCCUGGUGAUACUACAAGACAUCUUUAUUGUAUUCAGUUUCCUGUGACUUGUACAUUAUGAAAAAUAUACUUGGAAUUUUUAAUGCUCGAAUAACAUCCAAUGGAAGUGAUUUUCCAGUAUUACGAGAGUUGUAUUUUACUCCUCUCUGCUCUUUUGCAUAUUUAAGAGAGACGUCACAGGGAGUUGGUACUCUUUUGUAUCACUGGACGAACAAAUAUUUAUAUAUUUAAA
This is a messenger RNA of Penaeus vannamei (Pacific white shrimp), 1985 nucleotides long. The record is from RefSeq and is a predicted model, not a curated record. Lineage: Eukaryota; Metazoa; Arthropoda; Malacostraca; Decapoda; Penaeidae.